AUGAGAACACACAAAGUACAAUUAUUAUCAACCAGAAGAGGCAAUGUAGUUAGACUCGUUAGAGAGCACUAUUUGCGAAAUGACAUUGAUUGCCGUCUUCCAGGCGCUUCAGAAAAUCCAUUUACAACUGAAGAUGCAAAAUUCGUACUAGCAAUUGAUUCUGAGACAAUUUUGAAUCAGAUUGAUGCUCUCCAGCAUCAAGCAUUCACAAAUGUUGUCAUUCUUCAAACAGUUUAUGAAAUGGUAAGACAAAAAUCAAAAUCCAUACAGAAAAACUUAGACAAACUAUUAUCAACACCAGAGAAGCAUUUUAUGCUCUUUGCAAACGAGCAUCUUCUCGAAACAUACGUAGAACAAUCUGAAGAUCAAACAAUUCAACAAAAUCAUGACGCAAACAUUAUCAAUGCACUUAAUUAUCUUCAAAAACGCUUUCCAGUCAAAUUUAUUACCAACUUUACUAAAGAUUUAGACAGAUUUAAACAAUAUAACAAUUUAGACUUCCAAAUCAUGGAUAUUCACGAAUUUGCCAAAGAUGAUGAAUCUCUUGCUUCACGUCUUACUACAGAAGAUGUCUUUGCAGCAAGCCAAGCCCCUAUUUACGAUGAUUAUCUUCCAAGUAUCGAAGUCCAAAAACUUUACAAGGAAGGCAAAGUUACAAUUGGCUAUUUCAGUGCCAUGCAACGUCAGCAUGACCAAGGCGAGCUCAGAAACGACAAAGAAACAAUAUUAUUAAAUGAUGCGAAAUCCGUCAACAGAGCACUUGAUGGCGACAAGAUUGCCGUGAUCACCAACCCAGAAUCUCAAUGGGUAGGUGGUUAUCCGACAGGAAAAGUCGUUUCCAUUCUCUCCAGGAAGUCAAGAGUGAUUUGUGGCACUGUUUUACCUCCAAAAGUCCAAACAAACGAUUGGCAGUCAUUACUUGUUGUUCCACAGCAAGAAAACCUUCCAAAGAUCAGGAUCCGGUCCCGCCAAGUCCAAGAAUUGAUAGGAAUGCGUGUACACGUUGCAAUUGACUCAUGGGCAAUCAAUUCCAAAUAUCCUAGUGGCCAUUACAUUUCAACAAUUGGUCAGGCAGGAAAUUUACAAGCCGAAAGUGAAGUGAUUCUCAUGACCAACGAAAUUCCACAUGACGCAUUCAGUGACGCAGUUUUGAACUGUUUGCCACCAAAAGAUUUCCAGCCAACACCAGAAGAAGUCAAGCGAAGAAUGGACUUGAGGGACAGAUGCGUUUGUUCCAUCGAUCCUCCGGGAUGUACAGAUAUCGAUGAUGCAUUACAUUACAAAGACAUCGAUGAAGAAACAUGCGAAAUCGGUGUUCAUAUCGCUGAUGUGUCAUUUUUUGUCAGGGAAGGAACUGCGAUUGAUUUGGAAGCCAGAGACAGAGGAACAACAGUUUACUUGGUUGAGAAGAGAAUCCACAUGCUUCCUUCUCUUUUGUCUGAAGAUUUGUGCUCAAUUAGAGGAGGAAUCGAGAGAUUGGCAUUUUCUGUUGUCGCAAUUAUGAACAAAAAGACAGCGGAAACAAUCGAUGUCAAAUUUGGAAAAUCCAUCAUCAAAUCAAGAGCGGCAUUGAGUUACGGAAGAGCUCAGGAGAUCGUGGAAGACCAGAACGACCAAAGCGAACUCGCAAAGGGAAUAAGAGGACUAUUGGCACUCUCAAAGAUCAUGAACAAAAAGAGAAUGGAUGAUGGAGCUUUGACUUUGUCUUCUCCUCAACUUCACUUCACUUUAGAUUCAGAAACAGCUGAACCAUUGAGUGGAGAAUUAUACCAACAUUUAGAGGUCAACUCCCUUGUCGAAGAGUUCAUGUUGUACGCAAACAUCGAAGUCGCGAAGAAGAUCUACGAAACAUUCAAACAAUCCGCCAUGUUGAGAAGACACGAAUCUCCAAUUGCCGCGAGAUUUGAUUUCUUAAACAGAGCUUUGAAGAGAUUCGGAGUUCAAUUGAAUCCAGACACGAAUAAGUCAUUGGUUGAGACUCUCGAUGGUGUCGGAGAGAAAGUCAAAGACUUGGACAAUAUCGUGAGAAUAAUGACAACAAGAUGCAUGCAGUUCGCCAAAUAUUUCGCUGCUGGAACACAAAGUUAUGAAAAUUUCAGACACUACGGUUUGGCCAUGCCAAUUUACACUCACUUCACUUCACCUAUUAGAAGAUAUGCAGAUCUUAUUGUCCACAGACAAUUGGCAGCAGCAAUCGGAUACGACAAAGCCACAGAUAUGUUGGCAAGCAAGUUAAUGAUGCAGGCUGUUGCAGAAAAUUUGAAUUUCAGACACAAAAUGGCUCAAGACGCAGGAAGAAGUUCUUCUCAGCUGUUCAUCAUGGAAAUGCUUAGGAGAACACCUGGAAAGAUCGAGGAAGGAAAGGUUAUUAAGAUCAAGCCAACAGUGUUCGUGAUUUUGCUUGAACAAUACGGUGUCGAAGGACACGUUCAUGUCGAUGGAGAAAAAUGGAUUUACAACGAAACAGAAGAAUCUCUCGAGAAGGAUGGAAAGAGAAUUUGUAUUUUCGAUAAAGUUAGAGUAAGAGUUAAUGUAACACCUAUUAACAUGCAUGGUAGAUCUAGAUUAGAUUUAGAACUUAUUGAAGAAUAA
Trichomonas vaginalis G3 is the source of this 2592-nucleotide messenger RNA. RefSeq names its product ribonuclease family. The record is from RefSeq and is a predicted model, not a curated record. The coding region runs from base 1 to 2592 and encodes 863 amino acids. NCBI's taxonomy places the organism in Eukaryota, Parabasalia, Trichomonadida, Trichomonadidae. The transcript has a single exon. Gene Ontology annotation, biological process: rRNA catabolic process. Gene Ontology annotation, molecular function: RNA binding; 3'-5'-RNA exonuclease activity; endonuclease activity. Gene Ontology annotation, cellular component: cytoplasmic exosome (RNase complex); nuclear exosome (RNase complex).